Messenger RNA from Mytilus trossulus (common blue mussel), 1105 nucleotides. RefSeq names its product peroxisome assembly protein 10-B-like. The coding region runs from base 34 to 939 and encodes 301 amino acids. Gene Ontology annotation, biological process: protein import into peroxisome matrix. NCBI's taxonomy places the organism in Eukaryota, Metazoa, Mollusca, Bivalvia, Mytilida, Mytilidae. The transcript has 7 exons. Gene Ontology annotation, cellular component: peroxisomal membrane. The record is from RefSeq and is a predicted model, not a curated record. Gene Ontology annotation, molecular function: zinc ion binding.
GGAGAUAACGUCUCAAACCGGAAAUGAAUUAAGAUGUUCAAAAAAAGUGGACAUGCAGAAAUAAUACGAUCUCAUCAAAAAGACGAAUUUUACAUCGGAUAUUUAAAGUCACAAAUCACAGAUAUAUCCCAAGCAUUACUUGGACCAAGAAAUUGGAUUAAAUGGAGAAAGGAACUUGAUUUGUUUGCAGAUCUUGGUUACUUUACACUAACAACUUUUGCAGGGUUUCAGACAAUUGGAGAAGAAUAUGUUAAUAUCAUACAAGUUGACAACACUUUAAGAGCUUUACCAUCAAGAUUUAGAAGAAUUUUUCUGAUCUUGAUUCAUGUUUUAACACCAUACACACUACAUAAAGUGAUAGACUGGUUUGAGAAAUGGUUGAAAUCACCAGUUCUCCAUGAUGAAAUACCAGCAGAAACUAAACAUUUUCUACUAAAAUGUGUACCAGUUAUAAGACAGACUGUGACCUUUCUCCAUCGAUGUCACCUGGCUUUGUUUUACUUCCAAGGAAUGUUUUAUCACUUAGCCAAAAGAUUUGCUGGUGUCAACUAUGUGAAAUACAGCCUUCAUAAACAGCAGACAGGACCUAAUUUCCUCACUCAAAGCUUUAAAAUCUUAGGAGUAUUGUCAUUUGCACAACUUGUCGGCAGUAUAGGAAUCCAUGCCUACAAUGCUUAUAUUAACAAAGACAAAAUUGUUAAAAGUUUUAGAAGGGAGACAACUCCUGACCUGGAUGAUAGUGAAGUGUGUAGUCCAGCACUGAAAUGUGCUUUAUGUCUAGAGAAAAGACAGAGUACAACAUCAACACCAUGUGGUCACCUGUUCUGUUGGAACUGUAUACAUGAAUGGUGUCAAAAUAAGCCUGAAUGUCCAUUGUGUAGAGAGAAGUUACAACCCCAGUCAUUAGUGUUCCUUCACAACUUUGAUCCACCAGGUUGACAUAUGUGGUUGUGAUUCAGAAGAACAUAUCUUAUAAACAUGGUUGACAUAUGUUGUUGUGCUGAACAUAUUUUAUCUACAUGUUUGACAUAUGGUUGUGUUAAACAUAAGUGCAAUAAAACAUUAUCUAUACUAGAAAAGCUUCUAUUAUGUGAUUUUGUAUUUU